This is a messenger RNA of Epinephelus moara (kelp grouper), 2306 nucleotides long. It is a transcript of the gene map1lc3b, whose product is annotated as microtubule-associated protein 1 light chain 3 beta. Gene Ontology annotation, cellular component: cytosol; autophagosome; autophagosome membrane. The transcript has 4 exons. The record is from RefSeq and is a predicted model, not a curated record. Bases 222 to 602 code for a protein of 126 amino acids. Gene Ontology annotation, biological process: autophagosome assembly; cellular response to nitrogen starvation; autophagy of mitochondrion. Gene Ontology annotation, molecular function: ubiquitin protein ligase binding. NCBI's taxonomy places the organism in Eukaryota, Metazoa, Chordata, Actinopteri, Perciformes, Serranidae.
GCUUGCUCGAGCUCGUCCUGAUAAAAACACAGCCAGAGGAAGGAAGCAGCGACAUCAAACCAUCUCUCAACGAGUGUUCCUUAUUUUGUAUUUUACCAAUAAGCUACCAGCACCGACAACAAGGAUAGUUUUAUACAUCGUUUAUAGCUUUUCUAUUUUUGCUCCGACACAGCCGCUACCUCCGUUUUUAUCCACUGCCAACUGGUUGACUUUGACGCAAUAUGCCUUCAGAAAAAACCUUCAAACAAAGAAGGACAUUCGAGCAGAGAGUAGAAGAUGUCAGACUGAUCCGAGAGCAGCACCCCAACAAGAUACCAGUGAUCAUUGAGAGGUAUAAAGGAGAAAAACAGCUCCCCAUCCUGGACAAGACCAAGUUCCUGGUGCCAGACCACGUCAACAUGAGUGAACUCAUCAAGAUUAUCAGGAGGCGCCUCCAGCUAAACUCCAACCAGGCUUUCUUCCUGCUGGUCAACGGCCACAGCAUGGUCUCUGUGUCGGCUGCCAUCUCCGAGGUCUAUGAACGGGAGCGGGACCAAGAUGGCUUCCUCUACAUGGUGUACGCCUCCCAGGAGACCUUUGGCGCCGCCACGACAGCCCAGUGAACAGACUUCCCUCCCUAUUCCACCUGGCAGGCGAUUGGACAGUUGUAGUUUCUAGCCCCCUCCAUGUUUCUCGCCACACACACCUUUAGUCUCGACUGUAAGAACUAAAACACAAACUGCUAAAUCUAAACACAGCGUACGAUAAAUUCCCAGGUGUCGAUCUCUAUAUUCUGAGUGCAAUGAGAGCGUAGACUGUUUGUGUCCCACCACACUCACCCAGUAGCAUAAAGCCACAGGGGUUGUCCAGAAAAGCAGAGUUUAAGUAGAGAAAUCCCCAAAAUCUGACUAUGACUCAGGCCAAUGGAGUCUUUUAGUGUGUGUCUCUGCCUCGUUAUUGUCCUCUCUGGUGAGUCAUGUCCGCUGUCAUGGCAACGUACCGCCUGUUGAUGGCAGUUAUUUUCAGUGUUGUGGUGUCUCCUCGGCUGUAUGUAUGUUAAUGUAUAUAUACAUUUCAGGUAGUGAUAAUACAUACAAGUGGUGAGGCUGCACCACUUCUCUAUAUAUACAUUAGCCAAUGAACAAAGCCAACCUUAAUUUUAAGGUUUAUUUUAGAGGCAGGCACUAUAGAGAGUUAAGGGGUUUCUGGGUUGUUUUUAAUGGUGAUUUUUUUUUAAAUUGCAGUUUAAAGGUGAAACUUGGGGAUUUGUUUUCUCGAUACUUUUGGCAGAUAAAAAUGCAAAGUGAAGUAGAGAAGAGCCUUGUUAAUGAAUGCGUCUCUGCUGUGUGUCUCAUCACAUUCCCUCAGUGGUCCUUCUUUGGUGUUUUGAUCCCUUCCCUGCCUUGUAGCCUAAAGCGUCUUCACUGUAACGAGGAUAUGUUGGGGAACUGCUUUUGCUCUUGAAAUGGAUGAUUGUAGUUUGCAAAAAAAAAAAAAGCGCCUUGGUGUACAGAUAAUAUUGACUCUACAGCUUUGAAUAUGAAAAGGGGUUCCAAUGAGAGUGUAACCAAGUUGACUUUGGACACACUACAAGGAGCACGGUCUGAUUGCAUGUGUGAAUGGAGGAUGGUGUGUCUGUAGAUGCUGAUGAGGGGAGGGGGUGGCCGUUUUCCUUUUUUAUCUCCUUUAUCACUUGUAUUUAUAAAGGUGAUGAAGGAGUGAAGGGAAGUCAGAAAAGAGGGUGAAACACAGGCAGGUUGAUGAGCAUCAUGUCUGACUGUCCAUCUGUGCUCUGCCUUUGACCUGCAGGGCUGAUUUCCCAGAGCUGUCACUAUUGUUCAGUUUCAGUUCACUGAAAUUCAACAAGCACUUUCACUGUGGGGAACACACACCUGUCCAGUGGGUUUCUAAGGGCUGCACUCAAAAAGAAGAGAAAACAUUUUGAAUAUCCUGUCUGUGCUGUGCUCCUCCUCCUCCUCCUCCUCCUCCUCCUCACCAUCUUCUUAACAGAUCGAGGUUUAGCUGCUUUUAUAUCGCAGUAUUUUAUCAUUUUGGUUCUUUUUAUUUUACGUGAUUUUUAUUUCAUUGUACGACAUGUCUUUACUCUUCGCUGUCUACAGUAUGUGAAGUACAAAGGUGACUUAUUUUCUGACUUGUGAAAGCCACUGUGUGUUUGUUACAGAGGGGUGGAGCGUUUGUUUCAGUGGUCUUCUCUGCCUGCCCCUCUGUUUCACACACACGUAUCCACACACAGCAAUAUCACACAGCCUCCUCUUAUGUAUUUAUGUUGGUAUUUUGUAAACAAUAAAAGAAGAAAAAAAAGCUCA